GCAAGGAAAGCGGCUUGGGAGCAGGUGAUGCAUGUGGAUGGAUGGGUAGAUGGAUGGAUGGAUGGGUGAAUUGAUGCCCUUUCCGUCCUGUUGGAAUCGUCACAAUGAUUCCGCCGUAUGAGGUCGGCAGGGCAUCGGAUGCGACGUAGUUAUGGAUGCCUCGGCGGCAGAGGAUCAUAUGUCGGCCCAGACCACACCAUCGGGCACCAUGAUUAGCAAGGUAAGUCAGAGAGAUCUGCCGGAAUAUAACCGAUAAGUGACAACAGGUUUGCUGCCGUGCUGUGUGUGUUUUCGUUUGAUGCAGUUGUGUACCGACGCUAGUUUGUUGCGCGAGGGGCUCCAGCGGCUGCAGACGGACGCACAGCGGAGCUGCGAGACGUACCAGCGAGAUGGCGGUGGGGUGGCCGAGGCGUCGCUCUCCUAUGCGGUGUCACAAGUGUCCGUUGCUGAGGCUGCCGUGGCUGGUGCAAUGGACUCCCUCACAGCAAUGGCGGCCAUGGCCCUCCCACAGCCAAUGGACGACGUCAGUGCGUCCGCUGCUGCUGCUGCUGCUGCUGCUGCUGUGGCCAUCGAAGUGCCGCCCGAAGAGCCCGAUGCUGAGGUCCGGAGGACUCAAGAGGGAUGGGUGCGGGGUGGCAUCUGUUCAUUUCUGUGCUGUUGCUGUGUUGCUGGCUGGUGCAGAGUAGUGCUGUGGUAGAGGAGGAGGAGGGCGCCCCGACGCCAUCGUUUCGCCUGGUCCACACGUCGGGGAAACCGCCGCCGAACAGUGGACCGGUAAAAGCAAGACAACAAAGACCGCCCAUACGUGCACGACCCUGUCGACCUCUGUGUGUGAAUGUGUGUCUUGUACAGCCGUCCCUUCGCCUCUCCCCCGAUGAGCUGGCGUGUGUGUUCGGCUUCUACCAGCCCUCAGAGCUGACGCGCGUCGCCACCACGAUCGGCAAGACGGUCUUCGGCUGGGCGGCCAAGCGAUACACCCAUCUGACCAUCGACGGCUCGGACAAGGGCGGCGUGCGCCAGCAGUGGGAGCGAAUGCCCCUGGAGGUGGCACACCGGUGGGGCCAGCGGGCGGCCAACAUCGCCCACCUGCACGUCAUCUACAAGAACCAAGCCAGCCGCUGGUGUCGUGGGACCUGGGUGGCGCUGAUCGAGGGGAAUGCCGAGGCCAGGAAGGCCAUGAGGGCGAAGAGGAAGGAGAGGCAGGGCGGGGCAGCAGCAGCAGCGGCAGCAGCCAGAGGGCAGGACCUGCCAUCCGCGGCGUCGUCCAUCAAGGUCCUCAGCUUCGAGGAGGACAUCGACGACGAGCCGCACCACUACGACGAUCAAACUCUACCGGUGGACCCCCUGCCCCUGUCCCCCCCGCCCGUCGACCUGUCGGCCCUCGAGGAGGUGCAUAACAUGCCAUACGGAUGUGCGGCCGUGCGCAAGGGCCGUCGCGUGUGGCAGACGCCGUCGGUGCGGGCCAUGACCUUCAAGGAGGACGACGGUUAUUCGAGCGACGCGGCGGGAUGGAUGACGUCAUGCGAGCAUCUGGAGACAUUCGACGAUGGCGGCCCGACAGCCCGCUCCAAGCUGAGGCUGCUGUGCAUGCCGCCACUGGGGAGCUCCCUCGCCCGCCUGCGAUCCAUCGGCCCCCUCAAGCUGCGGAGUGAUGAGGCUGUGCAGACAGUGGACAACCUCCGGCAGGCCUUUGUGGAGCGGGGAUGUCACAAGUCCCUUCGCGAGCUGCCCAUUGAGGCCACCGAGAUCACGGCGGAGCACAAGGGGCUGCUGCAGGAGGUGGCCCUGCUGUCGGAGGCAAUGCUGCAGCCGGAGGCCCUCAGCCAGCCGCAGGUUGUCAAGAAGGCAGACAAUCUCGAGAUGGAGCUGGAACUCAUCGAAUGGAUGGCCAAUGAAAGACCUCAGGUAGACAAGACACCACGGGCGGCUGCGCCUCAACACAUUCAGACGCAGUUGUCCCCAAUGCGGUCUGUCUGUGUGCCUGCAGGUGCAGAAGCUCGUUCGUGAGUUUGCCGCUGUCACCGAUGUGGUCUUCUACAAGAACGAGCUCACCGACCCCAACGCCGCCGCACACGCGGCCGCAUAUUUCCCCCGCGCCACCACAUUCCGCUGCACGGCGGGAGAGCUGCCGCCACGGGUGCGGAGCGGCCUGGCCAAGACGGUCGCCAACAUGCCCCGGUGCAGCACCAUCGGCUUCGUGGAUAAUCUCGAGGCGCACCAGGACGCGCCGAAGAAUUCUGUGGCCUUCCUGGAGUCAGUCAAGAGGCACAUGGCCACAGGGAAGGGGCCGGGGGCCGGGGAGGGGGGCGAUAGCAACGAGGGCGAGACGGAGAGGAGCCUAUCAGUGAACAUUGAGGUGUCGGCGAAAGGCAUCUUGGACCACAGCCGGCCGCUGCAGAAGUGGGCGAGCCACGACCUGCCGGCCAUCGACGAGGUCAACGUCUAUGUGAUGGGUAAGCAGUGCCACACGAGGUAGACAGCCCACCUGAGCAGCUCACACAUCACGAGUAUGUGUGUCGCUGCUGUGUGCAGACGGGCUAGAAGAGGACGACUCGAUGGUGGCCUUGUACGGCUCGAUGAUGGCGUCGCUCGUCGGCAUCAUUUCGCGACCCGGUGUGAGCGAGGCGUCCAUUGUCUUCCUGAGUCUCCACGUCCUUGGCCAUAUGAGGCGGCUGUUCCAGUCGCAGCUCGCAUGGUUCAACCUGCUGGACACAGCAUACAGCGUCACCAUGGAGGACGACACCAUCACCGUCGAGACGCGCACGUAGACGAUACCACAGCUGGUGAGAGGGAACGGAGAGGCCGGACAGAGAGGGCACGUGUGUGCAUCUACUUGGUCGCCUGUUGUGUGUGUUUGUGUGUGCGGUGUCAGGUAGCCGUAGACAUCGGCAGCCUGACUGCUGUUGGAUGAAGUAUUGGUGGCUGCGGGCGGGGCGGAUCUCUGUCGUUGAUUGUGGAUAGACACUAAAGGAUAAAUGGAUGGACGGAUGGAUGGGCAUAUGUGUUGCGUGAAGCGGUUGUCAAUGACUGUGUGAGACCGACUGCUGGAAUACCAUGAAUCCGUGUGUAUACAUAGGCCUAUGUGGGUCGCAUGGGCAGAUGUGUGUGAGUGCAGCGGUUGUCAAUGACUGUGUGAGACCGACUACUGGAGUAACAUCAAUCCGUG
Molecule: messenger RNA, 3166 nt
Organism: Vitrella brassicaformis
Lineage: Eukaryota; Vitrellaceae
Source: the annotation of a GenBank genome assembly